Molecule: messenger RNA, 1368 nt
Organism: Dissoconium aciculare CBS 342.82
Lineage: Eukaryota; Fungi; Ascomycota; Dothideomycetes; Mycosphaerellales; Dissoconiaceae
Product: glycoside hydrolase family 71 protein
Exons: 2
Molecular function (GO): glucan endo-1,3-alpha-glucosidase activity
Source: RefSeq, a predicted model, not a curated record
GCCCGAAUCGUUUUCGCUCAUUUCAUGAUGGACAACGCGUACGCCUAUAACCUCGAGCAAUGGAGCAAAGACAUCACUGCAGCGCAGCAGAUCGGGAUUGAUGGCUUCGCAUUGAAUUGGCACGCUCCUGAUUGCAGCCCGGAUAUGCAGUGGACGCUCUACCGCAUCGACGAUGCUUUCAGCGUGGCUCAGAAGAAGGGCUUCAAGCUGAUGUUCUCCUUCGACAUGAGUCACACCAUUUGUACCACAUUCUGGAAUCAGACCUUCAUGCAGCACAUGAUUGACAAGUAUGCUGGCAACUCGGCUACCUUUCGCUGGAACAACAACAUCCUCGUCUCGACAUAUGGUGGUGAUUCAGUCGCUCAAUACGGCAAUGACUUCUUCCAAGACUUGAAGAAUGCUAUGAAAUCUACCAACGCCAUCACUCUUGCACCUGCGCUCACCGGAUACUCAUACAGCGCCCAGAAAGACGCUCAGGCGGCUGCUUCGAAGCUUGUCAAUGACUACCCUUCCAUUGAUGGAUAUUUCAAUUGGCAGGCUUGGCCACUUGACACUUCCAACGAUCUAAAUGUCACGCCGGAUCGCACCUUCCAAUCAGCUUUGAAGAAGGCUGGUCGUGCUGGACCAUACAUCAUGGCGCUCUCGCCUUGGCAAUUCAAAGACCUCAACAGUGGCAAUUACAUGGACGCCUGGGUCCAAAAGUCCGACACACUCUUCGCCACCCGCUUCAAGCAAAUCCUCGGCGACCCAGCCUCCAACACAACCUCCAACACCACCAAUCCCGCCUUCCUGCCCGACAUUAUCGAGCUGCUCACCUGGAACGACUUCUGCGAAUCCCACUACAUCCGCGAUCUCUCCUCUCCAGAGAUCACCAGCAGCGACUACGCCGACUUCGGCACCAUGGCCCAAUACAUCUACGGCUUCGACCACAGCCCCUGGCGCCUCAUGGCACAAUUCUACAUCUCAUGGUGGAAGACCGGCGUCCCGCCUCGUGUCACGAAAGACCGCGUCGUCUUCUGGUACCGCGUUCAUCCCAAGGACGCCGUCUGUCGCGGCGGGACAUCCCCUGGCUCCUCCGUCCGCAACUCCCAACUCCCCGCCGACGCCGUCUUCGCUUGGGCGCUAGUCAAGGAGCCUUCGACCAUCAGCCUUUCACUUGGCAAGAACAAAGGCUGGACCUUCCUCGCUGAUCCUAAGCUCGGUCCGACCAUCGGCUCGAUCCCGUUUCCUACUGAUCUGGGCGAUCAUGCGGUUGGUGUCAAGCCGGAAGUCGCGGUCAUGCGCAACGGUACGGUCGUACAGUUCGCGCAAGGUCCGCUUGCUGUCACGCAGGAUUGCGCUUGGCAGAAUUUCAAUCCGGUCGUGGGA